CAAGAAGCGACAAGAUCUUUGAACAUCUGAAUUUGAGAGGAAGGAAAUAACGUCUAGGUGAGGUAGCGGUAUAACAUCUUCCACCGGCCCGACCAUCAUGGCUGAAGCGGAGCAACAACAAGUAGUGUCGGAACAACCUAAGGCAAUCCAAAAACAGAAGGAAGUAAUUGCAACUAAGGUAACUGGCACAGUCAAAUGGUUCAACGUCAAGAGUGGUUAUGGAUUCAUCAACAGAAACGAUACCAAAGAAGACGUUUUUGUUCACCAAUCCGCCAUAAUCAAGAAUAACCCGAAAAAAGCUGUCCGCUCUGUAGGGGACGGUGAAGUCGUGGAAUUUAGUGUGGUAGUAGGGGAGAAGGGCAACGAAGCUGCCAAUGUAACGGGUCCCAACGGCGAACCAGUCAGAGGUUCGCCCUAUGCCGCAGACCGCAGGAGAGGAUACAGGCAAUGGUACUACCCGAGAGGCGGGCGCAGGCCUAGAGGAGGGUCCAGAGGUGGCCCUCCGAGAGAGAGCCAGAGCGAAAGUGAAAUUAAGGAUGGGGCACUUUCGGGCGGAGAAGGCGGUCCUCCAGGCCCGCCUCGUCGUUAUAGACCGAGGCGUGGACGAGGAGCAUAUGGAGGAGGCGGUUACUUCAGAGGACCCUACCGAGGGCCCCCUGGAGAGCAGGAUCAGAGUAACGGAGACGCUCCACGCGGUCGCGGACCUCCGAGAAGAUUUUUCCGCAGCUUUUCCAGAAACUUCCGUGGCGGCAGAGGCGGAGGAAUGCGUGCACGAUCUGAGGACAGCCAGGGCCAGGCUGGAGAGCAGCAGAACGGUCAGGAUGGACCCCGUGGACCACCGCGUCAGCGUUACAGAAAACGCGGACCACCACGUCCACGAGGCGGAAACUCUCAGUCGGAGUCUGGAAAUCCACCAAACCCCAAGGCUCCUGAAUCCACUGCACCUGAAAACACUGAAGAGAGUCAGGCAGUGCAGAAUACAACUACAGAAAGCAGUGCUUAAGCGUUAUCGCGCUCAAGUCCAUCAUCACUAUUAUAAUCAUAUGUUAACAACGUUUAGCGCGUGAGUUUGUAAAAAUGGCAGACAAAAGGCGUUUCAUGGCGAUUUUAAGUGUUAUUUAAUUAAUUUGGUGAUCAGCAACAAGGCGGCAUACAGCAGCCCGGUUUGACGCUUGCGCUUCCAAAGAGAGUUGAAUAUACAUUUUUGAUACUUUUUAUAUUCUCAUCGAUGUUUGCAUAAGGAUCAUUUGUAUAAAUUGGACAAUGUAGAUAUAGAGUGUAACUCGUUUGAAAGCGGCGACAAACCGAUUCUUUUUUCGUCAGCUCGUCCGUGAAGCGUCUUAAGACCUUAUGUCUUGCUGCAAAAAUGAUUUUUCCUUCAUAACAAUUAAAGUAAAAAAAAUUAAGAAAACGCGGCGCCCGUUCCAAGACAGACGACCAACCCGUCGCGGGGGCCGUACCCAAAAAAAUUGAUUGCAACAAACAUCUAACUUGAAAGUCUCUCUUCCCGAUUGCGAGCAAAGGGGGAGAAUCAUAAAGUUGAAAAAAAUACAAAAAAAUCCGUAAAAUGUAAAAAAGGAACAGUUCGUUUCUCUUGGAUAUUACUGUCGCAGUGAUUUCUAGAUUGGUUUUUUUUAGCCAUCCUUCUCGAUCGCUUUGCGAUGGUAGUUUUGUAAAUUCUGGUAUUUCUCGGGUGCUAGUCAUUAAGUAAAUGAAGCUGUACAAAUUCUUUUUUUGUACAAUGUAAUUUGAGAUACUUUUAAAUAUCAUAGGUGUAUAAUUCAAAUUUUUUUUCAUUGAUUUUUCUAUUUUUUUUUUUUCAUUAUUUUGUACAACUGAUAUAAACGGGAAAUAUAUAACUGUUCUUGAGACAAAAA
Molecule: messenger RNA, 1877 nt
Organism: Leptinotarsa decemlineata (Colorado potato beetle)
Lineage: Eukaryota; Metazoa; Arthropoda; Insecta; Coleoptera; Chrysomelidae
Gene: yps
Product: Y-box binding protein ypsilon schachtel
Molecular function (GO): nucleic acid binding
Source: RefSeq, a predicted model, not a curated record